Messenger RNA from Scleropages formosus (Asian bonytongue), 3277 nucleotides. Its product is annotated as tumor necrosis factor receptor superfamily member 14-like. Gene Ontology annotation, cellular component: external side of plasma membrane. Gene Ontology annotation, biological process: negative regulation of alpha-beta T cell proliferation; positive regulation of T cell migration; positive regulation of cytokine production involved in immune response. Lineage: Eukaryota; Metazoa; Chordata; Actinopteri; Osteoglossiformes; Osteoglossidae. Bases 1251 to 2222 code for a protein of 323 amino acids. Gene Ontology annotation, molecular function: protein binding. The transcript has 8 exons. The record is from RefSeq and is a predicted model, not a curated record.
UACACCAUAAAAUAAACAAGUAACAAUGACAAAUUCAUUAAUACAAACACACCACACACAUAGUCAUUUACAAGUGACUACUUGAAAGUACAAUAAAUCAUAAAAAAUGUGCAAUUAAAGUGUGUUAAGAGAUGUGAAAACCCUACACCAAACAAAACAUGCUUAUAUUCACCAAAAAUAGGGGAUGUGGUAUUUUGUGCUGAACACAGGCUGAAAUUGGUGAGUUACUGCCAAUUCUGGGGAUACUGUAGUUUUUUAUUUAGCUGAUAUUUUUCUCCAAAGUGACUUACAACAUUUAUAUGGGGUAAUUUCCCUGGAGCAUUUUGGGGUAAAGUACCUUACUCCAGGGUAUACAGAUACAGCUUUGAAUCCAAGGCUCAAAGCGAGUGUAGGGCAAAACCCCCAUAAGACAGUAAAAUACUGUUUUUAAUAUUGAUUUUUUUGAGUGUUAAGCUUUAUUUGUUAAUUUCAUUUGUUGCCACCUGAUGCUGUGUCCUAUGUCAUUCAGAAAUUCCUCCAGGGUCUUCCUGUCAUUGACAUAGUCCAGACAUAAAUUCUUCAGUUGCUGUUGAUGAUCUUUCAUGGGACGUUUGACUCGUUUUCUUGGAGGCUGACUGUGAGAACUGUGGUGGAAACGGGAGGAAUCCUUCUCGUGCACACUGGAGGAAGUCUUCCAUCGGUGGAUGCGAUGACAAGUGCCAACACGUAGAUGCUACUGAAAUACUCCACCAAGCCUUCCAGUCCUUCCAGUUUUAGAUCAUUUUUGGAAAACUAUACAGUAAGGGGGAGAGAGCGUGAAGCCUGGGUACCGGAGACAAAGCAGCAGUACCAGGAAGCACAAGCCUGAGCACCUCACCGACCCCAAUCCCGCACCCGGAGCACCACCCCUCGACAGCAGUUCCCUGUGCCCCCUUUUCCCCUCUGUCCGCUGACACAGCUGCCCGUUAAUAAACCCCUCCUCACGAGCACCGCACGUGACCGUCUCGGCCUCCUUUUGUUACAUUCCCCGUUACACCAGGUGCACCUGCUAUCAGUCUGUCAGUUGGGGUUUGGCCUGAGCACCUGCCUGCCGCAUACAGGUAACAGAUGACGAUCAGGUACCUUCUUACCGAGAUGUAAAUGCUGUAUGGAUUAAAAAGGGUCUCUUCUGCAAAGGACUGACACCGGCUUCAUAUAACUUCUUCUGGUGUAUUUUUUUUCUUUGUGCACCGUCAUCAACAGCUGGAUAUGUUUUCCCCAAAGGCACGAAAAUGAGUUCUCUGCAAUGUUCUCAAUAUAUGUGUGUAAUCCUUGUUGUUAUCCAAUACAACCCGUGUUCUACCUGUCCUUGGGCUCAUUAUGAAAUAGAUGGAAGAUGUUGCCCAAUGUGUACACCUGGAUAUUAUGUUCGCAAUGACUGUACGUCUACCGAUAUCACAAUAUGUCGUCCAUGUACCGUGUCAACUUUCACUGAUGAACCAAACGGCCGUCGUAAUUGCAGUGCUUGUGUAGUCUGUGAGCAAGAUCUUGGUUUAAAGACAGUAAAGGAGUGUAAACCCUUUGAAGACACAGUGUGUGGAGUCCUGGAAGGGAACUAUUGCACUGAUUCCUAUGAGGGAGGAUGUAGAGCAGCACAGAAACACACAACCUGUAAACCUGGAGACUUCAUCAAACACCCUGGAACAGAAUAUAAUGACACCGUGUGUGAGAACUGCCUAGAAGACUCUUACUCAAAUGGAUCUUCAACAUCCUGUUUGCCACACACAGACUGCGAAUCCCAAGGACUUUACACACUUAAACCAGGAGACAGUGUGUCUGAUUCUCAGUGUGGAGAGAUCAGCCGAGUCCCUCUUAUAGCUGGAAUUAUAGUUGGAAUAAUUUUACUGCUGUUACUAGUUGGAGGAGUAACACUGUAUAAAUCAGGGUUCUGUCACAAGGAGAACAGCUCCAUCCCAUCUGGACGAGGUGUGUUUACUUCUACAGCACCUGCACUGUACUCCUCUGCAGACUUGGUCCUCGGUCCUCUUUCAGUCUGUCCUGAAAAUUUGGGCCUUGAAGCGGCUAUGGAUUCCCCCGUGAGUUUGGAUUCUGAUCCUCCCAUGGACUCCGCUGCAAGUUUGGGCACUGAACCUCUUGUGGCCUCCCCUGUGGACUUGGUCCUCGAACCUCCACUGGAUUCUCCUGUGGCAAUGGGACAUGCUCUGGUUCCCCCUCAGGAUGGGAGAGGAUCUCCACCAGGUUAGGGGAGUGCUCCAGAUUCCCCAGCUUCUGAACACCCAUAAGUGGAAAGGAAGGGGGUUCGGCUCAUUUCUGGCCCCACUUGACCCCCUCUCUCCUUGCCUUCAACCCACAAGCGCACGUACUGCUGAAGCAGACAGCUCGGCAUUAUGUGCAAGUACCAGCAAUGAAACCAUGGUAACCUCAUCCUGGUUACCUAUCUGUGCCUUAAUAUCAGGAUGGCCAGAUUAUAGGUUUGCAAGUCCUGCUACCUUUCAAAACAAAGAUAUUUUUUAACUCGACGCCAAGGAUUAAUAGUACUUUAUUUUGACACUUCUAAGCCCUUUUAAAAGGGUGAUCUUAUGUGACAAGCUGGUACAGUGGUGCAGAGGGUAAUGCUACCACCUCAUAAUGCCUGAGCAAUUCGGGUUCGAUUGUGGCUCAGUCUACGUGGAGGUAGUUUCCCACGCGAUUGUGUGGGUGUUUCCCUAGGUGCUCCGGUUUCCUCCCACAGUCCAAAUACCUGCAGUUCAGGUGAUGGAAUGAUGUCUCAUCCUUGCACCCAGUGAAUCUGGGAUGGGCUCCAGAUUGCUGCAACCCUGAUCAGCAUCAUUACUGCCUGCUUGGCCCACAGAAAGGAAGAACAAGAUUUCAGUUUCUUUCUUAGUCUGCCUCAUGACACUGCACUUUGACAGCAGUGUAAAUCUCAGCAGUGCUUAUAAUGCAGAGCUUCAUAGGGUUUUUGGUACAUUUGUUGUAGGAAUAUGGUAAGAUGUAAGUACUGGACUGGGGUUCUUGCAACCAUCCAAGAAACUUUUGACAAAAGGUUUCAUUUGUCUUCAUGUAUUGUCUUGUUGAACCAGCAGGCAAAUUUUUAUUUUGGUGGUGUUAUGGAAUGCAACCCAAUGGCACAUACUAAUGUACUUUAAUGUUAUAGCCUUUCAGGGACAACUGACAGUGUAGUGGUUAUAGCUGUUGCCUUUAGAUCCAUGGGUGGCAAGUGCUGUGGUACACUUGAGCAACAUCCUUCGUUGUAAAAUUGUAUAAGUCACCCAUAGUUGCCUAUAAGCUGUUAAACGAA